GCAGUCCUUUGCACAAGUUAUAUCGGCAAUUUAGGCUAUAUAAGAGCAUUUGACUAGUGAAGUGUAAUUUUGAAGAGCACUUUAAGUUUGUAGCUGUGGAUCAAUGGCUUAUGCAGGUGCUUCUGUUCUUCUUUCAGAAUACUUGGUGAAAAGACUAUGGGAACAUGAUGAUCCUGAUAAUAUCGUACAUUGAAGAUGAAGAAUACUGUAUUAGAAUAAUACAACGAUCAAUCUUCACUGAAAAGUCUCCCUCUUCAGACUUUGUCUCUUUAAAUACACCAUUAAUCAACUUGUUCACAUAUCCCCACAUUGCUUUUACAUGUUCCAUGGCUUCCAACUUCCUCAAACUCCUCCUUUUUCUCUUCCUCCAUUGCCUUCUUCUCACUGCUUCUUCAUCCAAUCAAAUUCCCAAGCCUUAUGUUGUUUAUAUGGGGAGUUCAUCCAAUAUUGAAAAUGGAGAUGGUGAAUUUACAGAGUCAGCUCAUUUACAACUAUUAUCUUCCAUUAUUCCAAGCAGUAAAAAGAGUGAUAGAAUAUCCUUAAUCCACCAUUACAAGCAUGCUUUCAAGGGCUUCUCUGCAAUGCUCACAGAGAAAGAAGCUUCUCUAUUAUCGGAGGUUGAAGGGAUAGUGUCGGUGUUCCCUGAUAGGGUUCUUCAACUUCAUACAACACGUUCUUGGGAUUUCUUGGAGGAGGCAGCAGCCCAACCAAGCAUCAGCACCUGGGCCAGCUACAAUUAUCAUAAACACUCUUCUGAUGUCAUAAUAGGUGUUAUUGACACAGGGAUCUGGCCCGAAUCUGAGAGUUUCAAGGAUCAAGGACUGGGUGAAAUCCCUGCAAGAUGGAAGGGUGUUUGCAUGGAAUCACGUGACUUCAAGAAAUCCAAUUGUAACAGGAAGCUAAUUGGAGCAAGAUUCUACAAGACACUAUCCACCUCCAAAAGGACUGCUGGUUCUCCAAGGGACUUUAUUGGCCAUGGAACUCACACAGCCUCCACUGCAGCUGGCGCUCGCGUAGCCAACGCAAGCUACUUCGGCUUGGCAAGAGGCACUGCACGUGGUGGCUCGCCUUCCUCCAGGAUUGCAAGCUACCAGGCCUGCUCAGAAUCAGGGUGCUCAGGCGCAACCCUUUUGAAGGCAAUUGAUGAUGCAGUGGAAGAUGGAGUUGACAUCAUUUCAAUCUCCAUUGGAAUGAGUUCACUGUUUCAAUCCGAUUACUUGAGUGACCCCAUUGCCAUUGGAGCCUUUCAUGCUGAACAAAAUGGAGUUAUGGUUGUUUGUUCAGCUGGAAAUGAUGGACCUGACCCUUCAACAGUUGUCAACACAGCUCCAUGGGUGCUCACGGUUGCAGCUUCUACUAUUGACAGGAAUUUUGAAUCUACUAUUGUUCUUGGAAAUGGAAAAACAAUCCAAGGGCCUGCCAUUAGUUUGUCAAAUCUUUCUCACACAAAGACUUAUCCCCUUGCAUUUGGAAAGGAUAUUGCAGCUUACUUCACCCCUGAAGCUGAAGCAAAGGAUUGUCGUCCAGGAUCAUUAGAUGCAAAGAAAGUGGAAGGCAAGAUCAUUGUGUGCCUAGACAAUGAUCCAAGCAUUCCAAGGAGAAUAAAAAAAUUAGUGGCAGAGGAUGCUAAAGCCAAAGGCCUAAUAUUUGUUAAUGAGGAAGAGAAAGGUGUUCCUUUUGAUUCAGGCAUAUUUCCAUUCUCACAAGUUGGCAACUCAGACUGGUAUCAAAUCGUCAAGUACAUCAAUUCUACCAAGAAUCCAACUGCCACAAUCCUGUCAACAGUCGAUGUUCCAAAGUACAACCCAGCACCAGUUGUUGCAUAUUUCUCAUCAAGAGGUCCAGGAGCCUUCACAGAAAACAUUCUCAAGCCUGACGUAGCAGCACCAGGCGUUGCAAUUUUAGCUGCAAUUGUUCCAAAAGAAGGGACUACUCCGAAUGGUAACAAGCCUGCAAAUUAUGGUUUAGGAUCUGGUACAUCCAUGGCUUGUCCACAUGUCACUGGCUCUGCCGCUUUCAUUAAAUCACUGCAUCCUGAUUGGACUUCUUCCAUGAUCAAAUCAGCUCUUAUGACAACAGCAACCUAUUAUGAUAACAUUGGAAAGCCAAUAAAUAACAGCUCGGGCAAUUCUGCAAAUCCACACGAAAUGGGAGUUGGAGAAAUUAGCCCACUUAAAGCUCUUAAUCCAGGAUUAGUAUUCGAAACAACAACAAAAGAUUACCUCAGAUUCCUUUGUUAUUACGGUUACUCUAACAAAAUAAUCAAAUCAAUGGCAAACACCAACUUUAACUGCUCAAAAAACUCCAUUGACAAGCUCAUCUCCAACAUAAACUACCCUUCAAUCUCCAUAGACAACAUUGAAAGGAACAAAGCUGUUAGAACCGUCAGAAGAACAGUGACAAACGUUGGCUCGACGAAUGCGACAUACACUGCAAGCGUCCAAGCUCCCUCAGGAUUAGUAGUGAAUGUAUAUCCAAAGAAGAUUAGCUUUGGUAAGGAUGUAAAGAGGGCUUCUUUCAAAGUUUCAUUCAACAGCAAGGAGGCCAGUAGUGGUUAUAAUUUUGGCUCAAUAACAUGGUGGGAGGGUCGACGCAAUUCUGUUCGUAUUGUGUUUGCAGUGAAUGUUGAAUAAUGAAGUUUAUGAAGUUGUUAGGAGGAUAACAGUGGUUGAGUGUCCUGAAAAUUUUAUGUGUUUUUUUUAUUGUUUUCAGUGUAGCCAUUGAUACUUUGUGCACUAAUCCCAUUCAUUAAUUUACUAAUCUUAUCAUUGACAAAA
Molecule: messenger RNA, 2777 nt
Organism: Mangifera indica (mango)
Lineage: Eukaryota; Viridiplantae; Streptophyta; Magnoliopsida; Sapindales; Anacardiaceae
Product: CO(2)-response secreted protease-like
Exons: 12
Coding region: 165-2633 (822 amino acids)
Biological process (GO): proteolysis
Molecular function (GO): serine-type endopeptidase activity
Source: RefSeq, a predicted model, not a curated record